AUGGAGUCAAAGUACAAUCUUCACUCUCUCUCAUGCAUCGCAUUUUUCCUCCUUCUCAACAUUUUUCAAGCUGACGUCAUCAAUGCUCGAGCAGUGCAUCCACCUCAUCAGCAUGACGUCACCAAAAAAAACCCACAAACCCUAGAUUACCUCAAAAACCUAGUCGGAACCCGAAAAGGGAACACGGCGAAAGGCCUUUCCCACCUCAAGGGCUACCUCUCGAACCUCGGAUACAUGAACAUCGACAGCAUAAUCGCCAAGCCUUCCCCCGAGCAAAACAACGACUCGUUCGACGAGAACCUCGAACUCGCCGUACGAGCUUACCAGAGCUUCUUCAAGCUCAAAGUCACCGGCGUGCUCGACGCCGCCACCGUGAACCAAAUGAUGCAGCCCCGGUGCGGCGUGGCCGACAACUUCUCGGUCCUCAACCAAACCCACCUCAUGACCGAAUCGCCGGUCAUCGCCAAGCACUACACCUUCUUCCCGGGGAAGCCGGUAUGGUGGCCCGGAAAGACCGAUCUCACGUACUCGUUCCCCGCGGGCGCGUCGUACGACCUAGACGAGGGCAUAUUCGAGGCCACGGGGUUAUGGAACAACAACUCCAUCUUCAAGUUCGCGUACAUAAAGGAUUACGAUAAAGCCGACGUGAAGAUAAGCUUUCAAGUGUGGGACCACGGCGACCGGGCCCCGUUCGACGGGCCCGGAGGGGUUUUGGCGCAUGCGUUCGCACCGACCGACGGGAGGCUGCAUUUCGACGGGAGCGAGAAAUGGGUAGAUGGUGUCAAAGAUGGGGCGUUCGACGUGCAGUCGGUGGGGCUCCACGAGUUGGGACAUAUACUCGGGCUCGGCCAUUCGGCAGAUGCCAAUGCAGUUAUGUGGCCUACUUUUCAAACUAAACAAAGGAAGGGUUUAGGGCAAGAUGAUAUCGAUGGGAUUAAGGCUUUGUACCCAUCUUAA
Molecule: messenger RNA, 957 nt
Organism: Erythranthe guttata (spotted monkey flower)
Lineage: Eukaryota; Viridiplantae; Streptophyta; Magnoliopsida; Lamiales; Phrymaceae
Product: metalloendoproteinase 1
Biological process (GO): proteolysis; extracellular matrix organization; collagen catabolic process
Cellular component (GO): extracellular matrix
Molecular function (GO): zinc ion binding; metalloendopeptidase activity
Source: RefSeq, a predicted model, not a curated record